AUGUCUUCCAAAUCUCGGGAGGACAAGUCCUCCAGCGGCUUCCACCAGGAGUACAUCGCGUCCCUCCGUUAUCGCAAUGACCUUCCUCCGCCUCAUAUGCCCCCGAAGCUACUCGACAUUCCUCAUGAGGGUCUGAGCCGUUUCCUUACCCCCGGCUUUGCCUCCAAUCUUGCGCGGCGAGAGGAGCCUAACAUUGAUGUCGACGCCGAGGGUGGUAUGCCCAUCGACCUGGUGGGUCUCCCCGGCCUGCAUCUGGGAGACGAGAGUGCUAUCAUGGCGCCUGAGCAUCCUCAACCUAUGGACCCCGCAGACCUUCCGCUUUUGAUGACCCUCGACCAGCUCCGUAAUCCUGCUCCGAGAAACACAAACGUCAGCUUCCUUCGUCGCACCCAGCACAUUUCAGUUGAUCGCUCCGCUGGUCCUGGAAGCGCCCCCGCAAAGGGACUGAACCGUGCAGUCAAGAAGGGAAAGAUCUCGGUGGAAGACCCUAAGCACAUCAAAAAGUUUAUUCAGAAAGGUUUUGAUAUUGCCUAUCCCCAGAGCAAGCAUACUGGCGAAGACACGGAGAGUCAGGUCAGGGGCCUCCCAGCUACGAAAGCGGAGACUGACGCAUGGGCGCGUCCCGUCCACCCUGACAACCCGAAGCUGAAGCCUGUCGGUUUCUUCCCUUUGCUGCCGGACCUCUCGGGUUUCCCCGACCCCGGUGGUUUUGUCCAAUUCAAGUUCGAUAAGGCGCCCGUGUCUGCGCUUGCCGGCAAGCGGGACAAGCGUAUGGACGUGGCUCUGCUGCACCCUUCUGCGCCGGAAGAGCGCAUUUGCCAGGAGCACGCCUCAAAGCAAGCUCUCCACAAGGCCAAUCCCGACCUCUAUCCCGACCCGGGCCCUAUCCCCUUCGAUUACGAUCUGCAUCUACCUGAAAAGCAAGAGUCCGUCAAGAAAGUCUACGCCAGCAUGGACUUGAACAACCCAGACCGGGACGACGACGACCUCUACACCAAUGAGGGCCCUGAUGGCGCAAAGUACCACCGCUACGAUCGUGAACGUACCUUUGCUACGAGCGCUCAGAGUCUGAAUACCGAUCAAAAAUUGAAGGACAUUGCCCUGACUCUCCACAAACCGCUUGAGGGGGAGACCAAGCAGCAGGCCGCAUUUUACUACCCGAUCAUCAGCAAGGUGCGCCUGAAGCCGGAGCGUGCUCGUACCAUCGCACAGGCUGGUCUUGCCCCCACCGCUUCACAGGCGCCGGAAGAGAAGAUCGAUCAAUUCCACGUUACGGUUCGCGACCCCGACGAGGCGGAGGUCUACAAGCGCUCGCUGCACCGGGCGAACAUCGAUCCGAAAUUUGCGCAGACCCUCCCACCUCCGCCUGCCGAGGAAGACGCCCUUGAAGAAGAGGAAGCAGGCGAUGAUACACGGAUGAGCGACUAG
Molecule: messenger RNA, 1428 nt
Organism: Penicillium cataractarum
Lineage: Eukaryota; Fungi; Ascomycota; Eurotiomycetes; Eurotiales; Aspergillaceae
Exons: 2
Coding region: 1-1428 (475 amino acids)
Biological process (GO): transcription elongation by RNA polymerase II
Cellular component (GO): Cdc73/Paf1 complex
Molecular function (GO): RNA polymerase II complex binding; chromatin binding
Source: RefSeq, a predicted model, not a curated record